Pleurotus ostreatus (oyster mushroom) is the source of this 600-nucleotide messenger RNA. RefSeq lists its product as uncharacterized. The coding region runs from base 1 to 600 and encodes 199 amino acids. The record is from RefSeq and is a predicted model, not a curated record. NCBI's taxonomy places the organism in Eukaryota, Fungi, Basidiomycota, Agaricomycetes, Agaricales, Pleurotaceae. The transcript is spliced from 3 exons.
AUGGAAUCUCCUUGGGAUGAUAACCCAAGCUCAGACACAACGCGGGACACCGAGUGGACCAAGAUCUCUUCCGAGUUUACCAACGCCGGUUACCGCGAAGGCAUCACGGCGGGGAAAGAGGCUGCUCUACAAGAAGGAUUUGAUGCUGGCUUCGCUAAUGUCGGCGCACCUCUUGGUCGAGAGCUCGGGAUCCUUCGAGGCUUCGCGUCUGCUUUGCUAAGCUACAUCCCGACCUUGUCUCAACCCGGCGCGAUAGAUCCAAACGUUGAUCUCGAACAGAUGCUUUCAUCGGCCAGACAUAUUGCAUCGAGCUUGAGCAAAGUGCGAUUUACAGAUAUUGCCCCGAGGGAUCUAGAGGCCGAGGAACAUGCAAGAGAGCAUCUCGAUGCAGAAGGUAUUGAUAUGGAGCAGAAUCCUGAUUUAGAGGAGAAGCGGACCAUGGAGGGGCUGGAAGAUUUACUCUCUUCAAUGACUACAUCAGGAAGCCCGAGUCAAGCUGGCCCCAAGCGGCCCACUAUUGAAGACGUGCGGUCCUUGGAAGAACAACUACAAACCAUAGCACACUAUGUACAACUUGAUAUACCGAACGACCUGAAUUGA